AAGAAAAAAAGACGUGUAAAUUUCAUGUAAUCUCUUUUUCACAAAUUUAGAAACUUACAGUAUAUAAUAAAAGAGAUACCACCGAUCCUCCUGUCAGAACCUGAAAUUAACUUGUCCAUCUUGACACAACAAUGGCUGCCCCGACGGUUACGUGCACAUGUGGGGCUUGCUCGAGAUCCCGCGCAACGAUUCAACAAAUCUUCCAUAUACUAGACACAUACGGUUGGUUGUUAGACUCGUAUGUUGUGGAUUUUUUCCAAGAGCAAUUGUGGGAAAAAUUGCCGAGCAACUGGAAGAUCGUUCUGCGAACUGUGUCACCCGAAGAAUUUGGAGUCUGGUUAGCUGGCGACAUCUCGCGUACACGCGUGUGGCCUCUGUCACUGCUCGCACUUCGACGAAUUACGAAAGAUUUGCAACUGAAAAGAGAUCAUCGAGACAACGGGAGUAUUGUAAAAUGUGAGAAAACAAAUAAUAAAUUCGAAUUUAAUUCGAAUCUUAUUCCAGAAAACAAAGAUACAACUUUGUGUGAUAAACAAGUUGUGUUAAAAAAACAUAAUCUCUUUUUGAAGCACGUGAAGAUCAAAAAGCGUCACGAGAUACAACAGAUAGCGGAGAUAUGCGCAGACUGCGCAAAAGAAUCUAAUGCAAAAUGUAUUGUAGAUGUUGGAGCAGGUAUGGGCCAUUUAGCUCGGACUUUGGCAUUUAAAUACAACUUACGUGUGAUAUGUAUUGAACAAGAUUCGUCACUGUCAAAACAAGCCAGAAAAUGGGAUAAAGAAUUGUUCCUGUCGUUAUCGAAACAUUUGCCUGACUUGUCAUUAAAUUUUCCGCAACAUGUUUCGGUCAGAAUAGAAAAUACAGAUUCCAAUCAGACGGAGAUAAUCAAGAAUAUACAAGAAAUAUUUUCUGAUAAUUUUAAUUUAGAUGAAAAAAGCUCUGGAUUUGGCAUUGUAGGUUUGCAUCCGUGUGGAGAUCUUGCGGCCACGUUGCUGAAGCUUUACGCAUCUCGGGAUGAAGCGAAAUUUAUAUGUAUUGUGGGAUGCUGUUACAUGAAGCUAACAUUAGAACAUUCGAUUAAUGUUCUAAAUGGACACCCACUCAGUGAAUAUCUAUCGUCAUCGUCGGGAAAUCGCAAAAUGUCUUAUACGGCAUUGGAAGUGGCGUGCCAUGCUAUCGAAAUUUAUUGCGACAAACUGAAGACCGGAAACUACGAAGAUUUAAUUGUACAUGCUUACAGAGCUGCUCUGGAAACCAUUUUGACAAAACGAAGCGAGAAAUUACGUCGUAAUCAAGUAAAGAACGUUAAAGUGACAAAUUCCAUGACGUUUGAACAAUAUUGUACAGCCGCAACCGCAGACUUCGAGCCGCAUUUUCGGCCCACACGCUCAGAUUGUCAGGAUCCGCAAAUACAAUCUUAUUUAAAUCAAUGGCAGCAAAUUGUAAUAUUCGGAGCACUGCGAACGAUGUUGGCGCCAUUGGUGGAGACUGUGGUACUGUUGGAUAGAUUCUUAUAUUUGUCAGAAAAUAACUUGUCUCCCAUAUUGAAACCUAUUUUUGAUGCCAGAUUGUCACCUCGAAAUUUUUUACUGUUUUCAGUCAAACGUAACGAAUAAAGUCACCUAAAUCAUA
Molecule: messenger RNA, 1629 nt
Organism: Pseudomyrmex gracilis
Lineage: Eukaryota; Metazoa; Arthropoda; Insecta; Hymenoptera; Formicidae
Product: protein RRNAD1-like
Exons: 8
Coding region: 132-1613 (493 amino acids)
Source: RefSeq, a predicted model, not a curated record